This is a messenger RNA of Colossoma macropomum (tambaqui), 859 nucleotides long. RefSeq lists its product as uncharacterized. Gene Ontology annotation, biological process: response to bacterium. NCBI's taxonomy places the organism in Eukaryota, Metazoa, Chordata, Actinopteri, Characiformes, Serrasalmidae. Bases 36 to 749 code for a protein of 237 amino acids. The transcript is spliced from 3 exons. The record is from RefSeq and is a predicted model, not a curated record.
UUUGCCUUCAAGUUAUAACUGUUGUUUUUCCAGUGAUGGCUCGAGCUGCGAUUAUCAUCUUACUUCUCUACAAAAUAUAUUCUGCUCGUGCAGUGAGAAAUUCAGAGCCGUUGGUCAUCUCAGCUAAGACUGGUGAAGCGGUCACUCUCAGCUGCACAUUUGUAGACAACUCUAGUGCAAAAAAUAGGAUCUGGUACAAACAAAGACUGGAGCAUGUUCCACUGGAAGUGGGAUCAAAGCUUAAAGAUAAGGACCCAAUAAUGUCAUCACAUUUCAAACAAACAAGAUUCAAAAUAGACAACAUUGAAGGUGGCAUUUCUCUCAGGAUUGAAUCUGUUACUAAAGAAGAUGAAGGACUGUACUUCUGUAGGGUGGACGGACAGAAAGCGAUGGAAUUUUCUAAUGCUACAUUAUUGGCUGUAACAGGGCAGUCAGACAUAUCAGUGCUCCAAACUCUAGUAACAGGGUCAGUUUCUCCAGGAGAGUCGGUCACUCUGCAGUGCACAGUCCUCUCUGAGAUUGAAGCAGCAGAACUGAGAGCUCUGUGUACAACUGAGAGCUCUGUGUACAACCUCUCCAAGAAAAUCCUCGACCACCACCAUACUGGAACUUACUACUGCACAGUGGCUGCUUGUGGGAAGAUCAUUGUUGGUAAUGGAACAUCAGUAGAACUGAGUAAGUCAUUCUGUGUACUACUAGGCACUCAUGUAGUGUGCAUAUACUUACAAACACUAUAUAUUUCAACUUAAAAUUUGUAAGGCAAAUAAAAGGUUCAUAAAAGUGCAUUAGAGCUGCAUAGACUUACAUUCUAAUAAUGACUUGGGCCUCAUAAUCAAUGAUAUGUGUCUAAAUCAAAAUA